Pongo pygmaeus (Bornean orangutan) is the source of this 5620-nucleotide messenger RNA. It is a transcript of the gene INVS, whose product is annotated as inversin. Gene Ontology annotation, molecular function: protein binding. The transcript is spliced from 15 exons. NCBI's taxonomy places the organism in Eukaryota, Metazoa, Chordata, Mammalia, Primates, Hominidae. The record is from RefSeq and is a predicted model, not a curated record. The coding region runs from base 218 to 3037 and encodes 939 amino acids.
GAUGGGAACUACAAUUCCCAGAAGGAUGUGCGGCCGAAAGCCUCGGGCGGCCUUUUGAGGGGCUCGGCUAGCUUCAGCGCCGUGGGGUCUGACCUGGCUGGGUGUAGUGUCCCGGCCCGGCAGGAGGGGCGGCCUGGUCCGGGUUGCGCCUCCUGGAGCCGCCCCCGGGACGUCAGUCCUGGAGGAGGCGAGGGUUGCUCCGGUUGCUAAGAAGACUAUGAACAAGUCAGAGGACCUGCUGUUUGCUGGUUCCUCAUUAGCAUCCCAAGUCCAUGCUGCUGCCGUUAAUGGAGAUAAGGGUGCUCUACAGAAGCUCAUCGUAGGAAACUCUGCUCUUAAAGACAAAGAAGAUCAAUUUGGGAGAACACCACUUAUGUAUUGCGUGUUGGCUGACAGAUUGGAUUGUGCAGAUGCUCUUCUGAAGGCAGGAGCAGAUGUGAAUAAAACUGACCAUAGCCAGAGAACAGCCCUCCAUCUUGCAGCCCAGAAGGGAAAUUAUCGUUUCAUGAAACUCUUACUUACACGCAGAGCAAACUGGAUGCAAAAGGAUCUGGAAGAGAUGACUCCUUUGCACUUGACCACCCGGCACAGGAGCCCUAAGUGUUUGGCACUUCUGCUGAAGUUUAUGGCACCAGGAGAAGUGGAUACACAGGAUAAAAACAAGCAAACAGCUCUGCAUUGGAGUGCCUACUACAAUAACCCUGAGCAUGUGAAGCUGCUCAUCAAGCAUGAUUCUAACAUUGGGAUUCCUGAUGUUGAAGGCAAGAUCCCACUUCACUGGGCAGCCAACCAUAAAGAUCCAAGUGCUGUUCACACAGUGAGAUGCAUUCUGGAUGCUGCUCCAACGGAGUCUUUACUGAACUGGCAAGACUACGAGGGUCGAACUCCUCUUCACUUUGCAGUUGCUGAUGGGAAUGUGACCGUGGUUGAUGUCUUGACCUCAUAUGAAAGCUGCAAUAUAACGUCUUAUGAUAACUUAUUUCGAACCCCACUGCACUGGGCAGCUUUAUUAGGCCAUGCACAGAUUGUCCAUCUCCUUUUAGAAAGAAAUAAGUCUGGAACUAUCCCAUCUGACAGCCAAGGAGCCACACCUUUGCACUAUGCUGCUCAGAGUAACUUUGCUGGAACGGUUAAAGUGUUUUUAAAACAUCCUUCAGUGAAAGAUGAUUCAGACCUGGAAGGAAGAACAUCCUUUAUGUGGGCAGCUGGCAAAGGCAGUGAUGAUGUCCUUAGGACUAUGCUGAGCUUAAAAUCGGACAUAGAUAUUAACAUGGCUGACAAAUAUGGAGGUACAGCUUUGCAUGCUGCUGCUCUUUCUGGCCAUGUCAGCACCGUGAAGUUAUUACUGGAAAAUAACGCUCAAGUAGAUGCUACUGAUGUUAUGAAACAUACUCCACUUUUCCGAGCCUGUGAGAUGGGACACAAAGAUGUGAUUCAGACACUCAUUAAAGGUGGAGCAAGGGUAGAUCUAGUUGACCAAGAUGGACAUUCUCUUCUACAUUGGGCAGCACUGGGAGGAAAUGCUGAUGUUUGCCAGAUAUUAAUAGAAAAUAAGAUCAAUCCAAAUGUCCAGGAUUAUGCAGGAAGAACCCCUUUGCAGUGUGCAGCAUAUGGAGGCUAUAUCAACUGCAUGGCAGUUCUCAUGGAAAAUAAUGCAGACCCUAACAUUCAAGACAAAGAGGGAAGAACAGCUUUGCAUUGGUCCUGCAACAAUGGAUACCUUGAUGCCAUUAAAUUACUGCUAGACUUUGCUGCUUUCCCUAAUCAGAUGGAAAACAAUGAAGAGAGAUACACACCCCUUGAUUAUGCUUUGCUUGGUGAGCGCCAUGAAGUGAUCCAGUUCAUGUUGGAGCACGGUGCCCUGUCCAUCGCAGCCAUACAAGACAUCGCCGCCUUCAAAAUCCAAGCUGUCUACAAAGGGUACAAGGUCAGAAAAGCCUUCCGAGACAGGAAAAAUCUCCUCAUGAAGCAUGAACAGUUGAGAAAAGAUGCUGCUGCCAAAAAGCGAGAGGAAGAAAACAAACGAAAAGAGGCAGAACAGCAAAAAGGAAGGUGGAGCCCAGAUUCCUGCAGACCCCAGGCCCUUCCCUGUCUGCCCAGCACCCAGGAUGUGCCCAGCAGGCAGAGCCGGGCCCCCAGCAAGCAGCCUCCUGCUGGCAACGUGGCCCAAGGCCCUGAGCCAAGAGACAGCAGAGGAUCUCCAGGAGGGUCUCUAGGCAGAGCCCUCCAGAAGGAGCAGCAUGUUUCCUCAGAUUUGCAGGGAACAAACUCCAGAAGGCCAAAUGAAACAGCCAGAGAACAUUCUAAAGGCCAAUCUGCUUGUGUCCACUUCAGACCCAAUGAAGGCAGUGAUGGAAACAGGCAUCCAGGAGUUCCCUCUGUUGAGAAGUCCAGAGGUGAGACAGCUGGCGAUCAGCGGUGUGCAAAGGGGAAAGGCUUCAUGAAGCAGCCCUCCUGUAUCAGGGUGGCUGGGCCUGAUGAGAAAGGAGAGGACUCCAGGCCGGCAGCUGCAAGCCUUCCACCACACGAUAGCCACUGGAAGCCCAACAGGCGGCAUGACACAGAACCCAAGGCCAAAUGUGCCCCCCAGAAAAGGCGCACUCAAGAGCUCAAAGGAGGAAGGUGCUCCCCGGCUGGUUCUAGCCGCCCUGGCAGUGCCCGGGGGGAGGCAGUCCAUGCUGGACAGAAUCCUCCCCACCAUCGUACACCAAGAAACAAAGUGACACAAGCCAAGCUCACAGGAGGGCUCUAUUCAGAUUUGCCACAGAGCACAGAGGAGCUGAGGUCAGGAGCCAGGAGGCUGGAGACAUCUACCCUGUCCGAGGACUUUCAGGUAUCUAAGGAGACUGAUCCAGCACCCGGUCCCCUCUCUGGGCAGAGUGUGAAUAUUGACCUUCUCCCCGUAGAGCUCCGACUGCAGAUAAUUCAGAGAGAACGAAGGAGGAAAGAGCUGUUUCGCAAAAAGAACAAGGCAGCAGCAGUCAUCCAGCACGCCUGGCGAAGCUCUUGGCCAUUAACAAAGUCCUCUCAUGCCUGACUCCAUGUGAUCUCCCAACCACACCAGGAAGCCAUCAUGACUGGGAGCAGUAUCCCCAUUUUUCAGACAAGAGAGGAAAAAUUGACUUGUCCUUUUGGUGCAGAUCCAGCACUUGAACCUCUGGCUGACUCAAAUCCAAGGGCCUUUCCCUUACAUGAUUAGUGAAGUUAGUUUUUGCUGUGGUCAAGCUAAUGGAGGCGGAGAUGGGCCCCAUGCACUUUGCCUGAAAAUAGGUUGGAGAAGGCUGCCUGGUUGGUGUCACACACAUCAGGGUAACCAGGAGAAGGGUGAUGUUACUACUACCAAUUGUUAACAUACUAGUAGUGUUUAUUGGACACUUGUGCCAGACACUGUUCAAACUAGUUUUACCUGGCUAAUUCAUGUAAUCGUCACCGAUAACCCUGCAAGGUAGGUAUUCUUCUUAGCCCCGUUCCACAGAUGAGGAAACUGAAGCACAGAGAGGUUCAUCAACUCACCAACAUUACAGAGCAAGUGCCAGGGCUGGCUUUGAGCCAAGACAGUCGGCCUCGAAAGCCACAGGUGGAAAUGGCCAUUGCACCCCCUCAUCGGGCAGUUAUGCUGGGACAUGCACUGGCUACCAUCCAGAUGAACUCUUUAAGUAUUCUGGCUGAAAUCUAGGAUCUAAACAAGCCAGCAAGGUUUACCACGCCAGACCCCACAGCUGCUCCCUACCUGAAAUGUCUCCUUCUCUGACUGUUUGACUCCUUUGAAGAGUCAGAAGCUGACAGGUCCUGUCAGUAAGUGACCAGAGUAGCAAAUGAGCCUUCAGUCAUUCCCCCAAGAACAGUGGGCUUAUGGUCUAACAUGCCCACCUGGGUAGGUAACUACACAGGCCCCCUCUGGACGUGCCAUUGUACAAUUCUGAGGCCCAAAGGACUUCUGGAAUUGUUGCACAUUGCAGAAAGCCAAGUCUGUUGACAGUAAACACACUUUUAUUGAUUCUAUUAUAUUUUAACUACAUUUUCUAUUGUAAAUACAGGAGCCUGAAGUGCUGUCCUGAAAGUGUAUCUGAUAGCAAACCUAAGCAGUGAGGGCUGGGGCAGGGGUCAGGGCUGGACACGUAAGUGUUCAGUGCAGGCUGUGGUUAUAGGGGACAGGUGGAGGAUGGAGAAAAGGAGCUGGAAAACAGGCAGGGAAGGAGUGGGCAAAAUGAACCUUGGGUCCUGAGAAAAUGAAACUUGAUCUUAAAAUUGUCAGUUUAAUAACCAAGUAAGAUGACUAUUUUAAAGAUUGAAACAGGAUCCUGGACAAGCUGAGCAGGAAAGGUGCUGCUGGGCCCACUGAGGGCUGACACCAUUAACAGCUUCAGCCACUACCUGGGCUUCCCCACAAGUUCUGUGCCCACAAGAGCAGAAGGUAUGGAAGACAGCAUUUCAAACAGGAGAAACUGAAUUAUAGUGCGGUAGUGCCAUACUUUUCUCUAGACUUGGCUUUUUGGAAAUGUGGUACGUAUUCUAGUAGAGGGAUGCCAUGGUGUUACCCUCCAGGAAAGAAGGACGAGUCGUGUAGGCUGACUGAAAUCAGCCUUUGGGGAAGGAGGGAGGGGCUGCACCAAGCGCUGCAAGGAGCUUUUAGCAGACUUAGGAAAAAGAUUACUUCCCAUUUGGUGCAGCCUAAAUGGGAUCACUGUAAAAUCAGACAUGAAGCCUGUUGCUCUCUGCAGCUACCUAUAGGCUCACUAGGAAUAAAGACAGAUACAGAUAAUAAACAUUGCUGCAGCUUUCCUUUGGAGGCCUCAAAAUAGUUGUUACACAGUAAGUUUGGGAGUGCAUGUGGGAUAGAAAGCAUCAAAUAAACCCUAGAUGUAAAUAUAGCCAUCAUCUCCAUUCCUCACCCACUCCAAACCCACCUCCAACAGACUUAUCUUAGUAAGAUGCAGCUCAUACCUUUACCACUCUAAAGCCCCCUUUCGUCACCAAAUACACAGUGCUUCUACCACAUUGUGUUACUGACUUUCUGGCACAAAUGCCUGUAUCUCUGCUGAUGCCAGUUCUGCUACGUAGAAUGCUCUUCUCUGCCUGGUAAGCUCCUAUUCAUCUUUUAAAAUCCAGCACAAAUAUUAACCUUGUGAAACCUUACCAAACCAUCAGUCAGUCCUGCAUCUGUUUGCACAACCAGCUCCUUGCUCUUGCACAGUAGUCUCAUGCCACACGUACCUCUUUACACAGCAGCCUGUUCCACUAGUCUGUGAGCUCCUUGAAGGCAAGGAAUCAUGAUUGAAUCCUAGUUCAGGAGGUGUUUGAUAAUGGAAAAAGAAUUCCACAUUCAACAUGCUGCCGCCAAAAUUAGGAAUGGGAGCUUGAAUGAACCUACCAGGAAUUCAGCAAAUACUACUACUAUAGCUUCUAGGAACCUUAAGGAAAUUUAUUUUUCUCAGUACUGUGAUCUUAAAGCCUCUCCUCUCCUCUGACCCAACCAGCUACAAGCUCAGGAAGCACCUGUCCCACCUUCGGCAUAUGAAGCAGCUUGGAGCUGGAGAUGUGGACAGAUGGAGGCAAGAGUGUACAGCAUUGCUUCUCCAGGUUUGGAGAAAGGAACUGGAACUAAAACUCCCCCAAACCA